AUGGGCCUGUCCAUUCUUUCACUCAGCUCGGCCCGUGUUCUCGAGCAACGCCAGGCACGCCCGUCCUGUUACUAUGACCCAGUCUUCAACGGUCUCUGGAGCAACACACAAAUCAAUGCCGACGCACAAACCUUCUGUGCCAGCCUUCUGGGCAAACCGACCCCUUCAUACUGUGCUGGUACCAUAACCAACACCGAAACCUUCAGCGCAGCUAUCACUGCAACUGUCACUGUAUCUACCGACACGACCGUUCAAGCUACAGUCACGAGAACCGACACGAUGGUCCAGAUGCAACUUGGCAAGAGGGCUGCCGCUGAAGCCCAGAUCACGAGUGCCAACUUUCUGGUCAGGGCUCGUGAUGCCAUCAGGAGACAAGCUGCUUCAUCAGGCGCAACCAGUGCAGAUUUAUACGGCAAGAUUUACAGCGCCUGUUCUUGUGGCAACGCAGCUGGCAGUAUCUCGCUCCGCGCCAUCCCUGAAAUCUGCACAACCACUGAGGUCAAAACCGAAGAAGGAUUCGCCACAGCAGAGGUCUUUACUGCUACCGUCACUUCUGGCACAACGACCGUGACUGUCUACGAGAAUGUCACCCAGAUCAUCUCGACCAGCAGAUCUGCUACUUCCUUCGCGCCAGUGCCCGUCACUGUCACCUCGGAGACGCCUGAGGCUACGACCUCCGCAGACAUGGUCUGGCCUGACUGGGAUUUCUCCAGCACAAGGUCGAGCAGCACUUCGGAGGAAACUACGGAGACCUCAAGCAGCAGCACUUCAGAGGAAACCACGGAGACCUCAAGCAGCAACACCUUCGAUGAGCCCACGACCUCAACCGACAUGUUCUGGCCUGAUUGGGAGGAUGUCUCGGCGAGCACGACCUCAAGCAGCACCGUUACUUCUCUCCUCCCCGACUCGCCAACUGUACAGGAGACAACGACAUCUCCCUCGCCGUCAGCUACCUCGGAGGUGAUGGACUGGCCCGACUGGCCCGACUGGAGCAAUGUCUCGAGCACGACCGAUGGCAGCAGUUCUACUUCUCUCCUGCCUGACUCUCCCACACAGCAGGAAACAACCGCAUCGCCAUCGCAGUCGACUACCUCCGAGGGUAUGGAGUGGCCCGAUUGGGAUAUGACCACAAGUUCUACCAGCUAUGAGAUUGAGCCGACGGUUUACAACACCACUAAGACUACCUCCGCGUCUGCAACGGCCACACCUACUGGCUGCAAGAAUGGUGAUAUCUUUUCGGAAAACCCAGACAGAUGCACCGUUUAUGAGUACGUAUGCGGACGCGACUAUGGCAAGGAGGAUGUGAAGUCAGAGCAGUUCUGGACACCUACUGCUGAGAAAUGCUCCGAAACCUGCGAUUAUCAGAACUUUGCCGACAGCGAAACCCCCUGCGUGGGUAUCGUGUGGAAAGCGGGUCGGUGCAAGCUCCUCAAGAGCACCAGCACUCCCGUCGAAGAUUCCACAACCGUUGCGCUGUUGAUCAAGGCCGAUCCCAAGUGCGCCUCGACCACUUCAUCGAGCUCCUCCGCCACUGGUACCCCACUCGUGUACCCGAAUACCACGACUCCUGCCGCUACUACUGCCUCCACAUGGGGCGGAUGGGGCGAUGUCAAGAACUUCACCAGUGUUUACAACAGCAACACCACCACAAGCUUCGCUGUCGAGCCAACCAUUAUUGAGACCACGACCACCACUCAGCCUUACUACAACACCACCGCUUCCCUCACCAGCUCGAGCGUGUAUCCCAAUAUCACCACUUCCGCGAACAUCACGACUUCUUUGACUGCAUCACCCGAUUAUACCAGCACCACCGCCUCGUUGAACAUGACAACCAGCAGUGCCUACCUCGCACCCAACGUCACAACGCCCUUCACAAGCUCUACUGCUUGCGUCGCCGAGACUGUUUACCUGGGCAAUGUGACCCAGACGGUGACUGAGACAGCCACAGUGGUCCAGUACGCGAGAGGCGGACACAGGUGGAAGGGAUGGUAA
Molecule: messenger RNA, 1992 nt
Organism: Cyphellophora europaea CBS 101466
Lineage: Eukaryota; Fungi; Ascomycota; Eurotiomycetes; Chaetothyriales; Cyphellophoraceae
Exons: 3
Coding region: 1-1992 (663 amino acids)
Source: RefSeq, a predicted model, not a curated record